Messenger RNA from Orbilia oligospora ATCC 24927, 1191 nucleotides. RefSeq lists its product as uncharacterized. Gene Ontology annotation, biological process: nucleoside metabolic process. Bases 1 to 1191 code for a protein of 396 amino acids. Lineage: Eukaryota; Fungi; Ascomycota; Orbiliomycetes; Orbiliales; Orbiliaceae. The transcript is spliced from 2 exons. The record is from RefSeq and is a predicted model, not a curated record. Gene Ontology annotation, molecular function: catalytic activity.
AUGCCGCUAAACGAACGGUACACAAUCCUCAUAGUCUGCCCCCUCGGUCUUGAAGCCGCGGCAAUGAAAGGGUUUUUUGACGAAGAAUAUAAAAUGCAUGCAAUGUCUCGUGAUGAUGUUAAUGUAUAUACCCUCGGGAAAAUCGGAAAACACUUCGUUGCCAUUGCCACCCCAUCAGACACUGGGCUUACGUCUGCAGCUACGCUUGCUACCGAUGCUUGGAGGACAUUUAAAAAACUUCGAUUUACGUUGUUGGUGGGUGUAGCCGCUGGAAUUCCGCUAAGAGGUCGAGGAAUUGAGCUAGGUGAUGUAGUGGUUGGAAAAAGGAUCUGCCAGUAUGAUUGGAAAAGGGAGCUCGGGAAUGGGAAAUACGAAUUGAUAGGCCACCUGAAUAACCCGCCGGCAACGCUAAGUCAAAUUGCGAAGAGUGCGCCGGAAGAAGAAGCCCACAUUUUCGUCUCAAAUCUUUUGAGGAAGAAACUUGGCACUGACGAAUUUAAACGGCCAACGAUACAUUAUGGGGUUAUAGCCUCAGGGAAUUCUCUCGUAAGAGAUGCUAGCUUCAGGGAUCAGAUUCUGGAAAAGGAGCGCGAUGCUCUUUGCAUUGAAAUGGAGAGCGCCGGACUCACCAACAAGCACCAUUGCUUAGCUAUCAGAGGGAUAUCUGACUUUGGGGACGAGAAUAAGGACGAUAUCUGGCAACGCCGGGCUGCAAGAGCGGCAGCAGCCGUUGCAACAUACAUCCUGUCUGAAUGCCCGCCAUUCGACGAUGAUCCCCCAAGUGAGGAGCAGUGGUGGUUGGCCCCUCAAUUCUCGAACGCACAACAGACCGAUAUGCCUCUGCAGCCACAUGUACAAUCCCGACAGCCAACAAAUGCUAGUCAUAGCCAACUUGAUUUCUAUGAGCAGAGCCCUCAACCCUCUUCCAGGGCUGGGUACGGGAUACGAACCCCUUCUAGGGCUAUACUUUAUCAGGGUAGCCAUAAUCAUUUCCCCCAUCCACAGCCACAACAACAUUUGCCCCUCGAAAGCGGCUCGAAAUUAGACGCUCAGCCACAUUUUUUCGAGAAUAAUCCAUUCAAACAGACCCCUCAACUUGUGAGUAUAUGGUCACAAAAUUCAAGCAGCGAUCCAGCUACUAGCGAGUUGUCCGACUGGGAUAGUAGCAACCCCGGAAUAAAGGAGAGAUAG